AUGGCCGCCGCAGCUGCAGCUAUCGCUCUUACCGUUCCCGCCAUUGCCGGAUAUCUGGAUGCCAAGUACCAUCUUUUGACCGAUUUACACCUUAUAUCCUCCCUCGCCUUCUGCCGUAUCCAAUGUGCUAUUCGCGAGAAACGAGAUCGUCUACACCCAUUUUACGUCCUUGAGGAACAUGCACAAAAAUUCCCAGAGAGAACUUGGCUAUGGUUUCAGGGAAAAGAAUAUUCCUAUAAACAGGGAUACGAAGCUGUAAUCCGUCAUGGAAACUGGUUUAGAGAUGAGUGUGGGGUUAAAAAAGGGGAUAUCAUUGCCAUCGAUUUCAUGAAUUGUCCGGAGAUGAUAUUCAUCUGGAUGGGAUUGUGGGCUGUUGGUGGUAUCCCUGCGUUUUAUAACUAUAAUUUGACGGGAGACGCUUUGGUGCACGUGGUGAAGGUCAGCACUGCGAAACUUGCGAUUGUGGGACACAGGGUUGAGGAGACGGUUGGGGUUAAAAAGCAAAUCAAUGAGGCUCUGCCAGAGGUCAACGUCGUCAUCUUUGAUGAGGCUUUGGAGAAUACAGUGGCCAAUUGGAGAAUGGAUAGACCGGAGGAUGAGCUUUUGAGUGGUGCGAAAUUAGCAGAUAUGGCUGCUCUCGUAUAUACAAGUGGAACUACUGGCUUACCAAAACCAGCUAUUGUAACUUGGUGGAAGAACACCGGUGCCUCCAAAUUUGUCGCUCUCUGGCUCAAACUUAACCCGGGCAAGGACAGAUACUACACCGCUAUGCCAAUUUACCAUUCCUCAGCCGCCCUCUUCAACAUCAUGGCUUGCCUUCAAGUCGGUGCAACCUCCUGCAUCGGCGAGAAAUUCUCAAACCGAACAUUCUGGCCCGAAGUUCGCGCCAGUGGAUCAACGGUUCUCCAAUAUGUUGGAGAAACCUGUCGAUACCUUCUUACUGCACCCCCAAGCCCCGAUGACAGGAACCACAAUGUCACCAAAGCGUUCGGAAACGGACUUAGAGGCGACGUAUGGAAGGAAUUCCGGGACAGAUUUGGGAUCCAGACUAUUGGAGAGUUCUAUGCCGCGACUGAGGGUAUGAGUGCUACCUGGAAUAUGAAUACUGGUGACUGGGGUAUUGGUGCCGUAGGCGUUGCAGGUGCACUGGUGAACCUGAUGCAAGGCAGCAAGACAGCAAUUGUGGAUAUUGAUUAUGAGACCGAGGAAAUCUGGAGGGACCCAGCCACUGGCUUCUGCAAGAAGGUGCCUAAUGGUGAGAGAGGAGAGAUGAUUUUUAAACUCGAUGAGAAUGAUAUUUCUGCGAGCUACAAAGGGUAUUAUAAGAAUGAAAAGGCCAGCAUGAGCAAAUUGCUCAGAGAUGUUUUCAAGAAGGGAGAUGUUUGGUUUAGAACCGGUGAUGUUCUGACCGUUACUAAUGAUGGCCUUAUCUAUUUUAACGACAGGAUUGGUGACACCUACCGCUGGAAAUCAGAGAAUGUAUCCACGAUGGAAGUCUCCAAUGCCAUCAACUCCCACCCAAGAAAAGUUGUUCUUGAUUCCGCCGUCUUCGGCGUCCCACUUCCCAACCUUGAUGGAAACGCCGGCGUUGCCUGUGUAGUUUUACACCCAGAAGUGAAAGAAGAUCAAGCAACCUUCGACGAGUUACUCACAUACCUCCAGAAGAGUCUGCCAAGAUACGCAUUACCUCUGUUUAUCAGAGUCAUUGGGGAAGUUGAGAGGACAGGAAAUAACAAGGUUGUCAAGGGAGGACUGAGAAAACAAGGUGUUGAUCCUGAGAAGACUGCUGGGCAGGCUGGUGGGGUUUGGUGGUUGAAAGAUGGGAAGUAUCAAUUGUUUACUAAUAACGAUUGGAGCGAGAUAAAGGCUGGCAGAGUCAAGUUGUAA
Molecule: messenger RNA, 1887 nt
Organism: Orbilia oligospora ATCC 24927
Lineage: Eukaryota; Fungi; Ascomycota; Orbiliomycetes; Orbiliales; Orbiliaceae
Exons: 4
Coding region: 1-1887 (628 amino acids)
Molecular function (GO): long-chain fatty acid-CoA ligase activity; long-chain fatty acid transmembrane transporter activity
Source: RefSeq, a predicted model, not a curated record